This is a messenger RNA of Cimex lectularius (bed bug), 484 nucleotides long. RefSeq names its product acyl-CoA-binding protein homolog. Lineage: Eukaryota; Metazoa; Arthropoda; Insecta; Hemiptera; Cimicidae. The transcript is spliced from 3 exons. Gene Ontology annotation, biological process: fatty acid metabolic process. The coding region runs from base 88 to 354 and encodes 88 amino acids. Gene Ontology annotation, molecular function: fatty-acyl-CoA binding. The record is from RefSeq and is a predicted model, not a curated record.
AGCGGCCGAGUGGGGAGCAGCUUCUUGGGGCCUUUGGGAACUCCACGGCCUUAGUCGCUGUCCCGCUCUCUUUUGGCCGCACUGACGAUGUCUCUCGAAGAAAGUUUCAACGAAUGCGCGGAGAGGGUGAAAACAGCCUUGACAAAAAGGCCGACAAACGAGGAACUUCUUCAGCUUUACGCACUCUACAAACAGGCCGCCAUCGGCGAUAACAACACUUCUAAGCCGGGCAUGAUGGAUGUGAAAGGAAAGUACAAAUGGGAAGCCUGGAAUAAAAAGAAAGGAACGAGCAAGGAGGACGCCAUGAAAGAAUACAUCAAAUUUGUCGAAUAUCUCAUUUCCUGCUACGCAUAAGUUCCUAUUUCUACACUUAAAUAACAAAAAUUUAUAAUUGUUGUAUUUUAUUUUAUUUUGUAUAAAUGGUAAUCCUUUGAAAAGAAAGGCUAUUAAAUUUGUUUUCUUAAAUUAAAAUAGUUCAUCAUUU